This is a messenger RNA of Cladophialophora carrionii CBS 160.54, 1764 nucleotides long. RefSeq lists its product as uncharacterized. The coding region runs from base 1 to 1764 and encodes 587 amino acids. Lineage: Eukaryota; Fungi; Ascomycota; Eurotiomycetes; Chaetothyriales; Herpotrichiellaceae. The transcript has 3 exons. The record is from RefSeq and is a predicted model, not a curated record.
AUGGCGUCGGCGCGAAGACUGUCCAAAACCGAACCCUUUCCCUCGUAUACCCCCGACAAUGACGAGGCCAGCGAGAAGCCUGUCGACAGCACAAGGGACCCAAGUCGACGACCCUCGAUCACCUCCCGCCUCUCCAAAACCCCGUCUCAGGCAGUCUCGUCCCUGCGAACCCGCGCCCGAACAGGCUCCCUGAGCAAGUCCUUUCUCGAGAGCAAUCCUCCCCUGGGCAUGUGGCAGGCCACGGCCGAAAUUGGCUCCAAGAUCCCUACGCUGCCAGAAAUUAGGAACGGUGCCUUUGCCGAUGAGGGAUGGACACAUGAGGGCCAGAUGGAGCAUCGAGGGACGAACCCGCAUGAGAUCCACGCACGAAGAGUCGCCAGAACCAGCUCUGCGAGUACCAGGACGAGGAAGAGUUCGGUUUCCGCCAAUGCACCUGCUGUGAUUGCCGAAGAAACACAUGAAUACUUCCCAAAAAGAGCCCCAGCGACGGUGCAGGCGGCGCCACUGUUUGAGGAGGAAUCUUCAACACAACCAUCGGAACCUCGUCAUGCUGUAGCAGAAGAGAUUGGCCGACUCGAUGGCACGGACAGUUAUCCUGGGACGCCUCGAUUCUCGGAACGAAGUCCUUCCACCAAGAGACUUUCGAAGACACGGAAACCCUCAAUCUCAGAAAAAACGGAUUCGAGUUCGAGGAGAGGCGAGUCCGUACCACACUCAAUCGCAACCAGCGGGCCGCAAGUAGUACCCGUCGCAAGUGGCCCGGACGAGACAGGCACGUACCCGAACGGCUACCGCUUCCCGAAGAAGCACACCUGGACCCAAUCCAUCAACAUCGGUCUCAAAGCCUACUGGCAAUUCCUCAAGACGCCGUUCGGUGUCAUCGUCACCAUCUACGGUCUCAACGUGGUCGGCUGGGGCGCAAUGAUCUUCUUCGUUCUGCUCAAAGCUGCACCUGCCAUGUGCCAUCCUUCGUGUGAAGACGACAGUAGUGCCCGGCAGAAGUGGAUCGAAAUCGACUCGCAAGUGUUGAACGGUCUGUUCUGCGUGACAGCCUUUGGUUUACUGCCCUGGCGAGGCAGAGAUUUCUACUACCUCAUGCGCUGGCGCCUCGGGGGCAAUCAAGCCUAUCACCGGAAAUUGGCGGGUAUCUAUCGAGGUUGGUACCGACUCCCCGGCUCGGACAAACUAGAAGAACACGUCGGGCCUCCCCCAGCGCAACCGAAAAAGCACCCGGCGACCACAACAGCCGAAGCUCCACCACCAUAUACAGCCGAAGAGAUCACAAAACUAGAGGAAAACCCUGCGAUUCCGCUCCCCGCCACGUCCAUGCCCGAGCCGCCCCUUACGGGAAUUCGGGCUCCCCCUAGUCGAUCGUGGACCCUCGAUGCCGUUAUCUGGCUGUACAUCUGGAACACCAUCUUCCAAGUCCUGCUCUGCGUAUGGAUGUGGAAUUGGAACCGGUUCGAUCGACCCACCUGGGGCACCGGCGUCUGGAUUACCCUAGGCUGCUUGGUCGCCAUCUUCGCUGGACUCGUCGCCUUCCGGGAAGGCGUGCGCGUGAAGAAAAUCGAGGGCAUCCCCGUGCAGGAAUACGACGUCCUGGAGUCUGUGGAGGAUUAUCAGGAGAGGAAAGCGAAGGAUGAUGCCAAGGAAGCAAAGAAAUUGGAAAAGCACGAGCACCAUCGGCAUUUCAGACACGGGGACACUCACAAAAUCGUCCAUUCCGAAAAGUUGAAGGGACAUGAAUGGUUCACUCGCCAUUAA